Molecule: messenger RNA, 279 nt
Organism: Miscanthus lutarioriparius
Lineage: Eukaryota; Viridiplantae; Streptophyta; Magnoliopsida; Poales; Poaceae
Source: the annotation of a GenBank genome assembly
AUGGAUCACGGCGGCGGCGGCAGCAUCUGGAUCCGUGCGGCAGUGGCGGUGGCGGCGGGAGCCGCCAUCGCGGCGCGCGCCGUACGGCGCAAGUCUGUCGACUCCAGUGCCGUGUUCGUCGGAGUCCCCGCCAUGGUGGCUCAUACCAUCGCCGGGUACAGGUUCGCUGGGCUGCUACUGGUGUUCUUCUUCACGUCGUCGCGGGUGACGAGGGUCGGCGAGGCGAGGAAGCGUGCUCUCGAUCCCGAGUUUAAGGAGGGCGGGCAGCGUAGCUGGUGA